GCUUCUCCCAAUAGCUGCGACUUCACAUCUCCUCCACCACCACCAGAAACGUUGCACUACCCACUGAGUUGGGUACCCCAACUCCUCUCGACGUGGAUCGUCUGGACGGGCUAGUGCGGAAAUUUUCUUCUGUCGACUACUACCUACUGCAUCAUCGGUUUCUUUCGAGGUCCAGAGCUGAAUUCUGCUGCCUGACCCUUACCCUCCCUUUUCCUCCCCCUCCUGUUAGUUCAUAACACAAUUGCUCUGCGACAGAUGCGCUCCUAGAACCCUAAGCACUUCCGCAUCUCCCCGGGAGCCAAGCCCUAGAACAUUGGUGGAAUUUUUUAGCUGUCAGACGGAUCUCACUAUGGCCACUUGGGCUUACCCACCUCUCCCACCAGGGCGCCUGGAACAGGAGGUGGAAUCCACGUUGGCCAAGGAAUUGGAGUGGCUUUUACGCUCCCUACAGGAGUCCCUCGUCUCGUUACGGGAAGGUUUACAUGAGUGUGUUGCUUUGCUGGCAGCCAAAGAGCCGGGCUCAACCUUAGUGCUGUCAUCCCUUCGGUCUGAAAAUGUGAAAGGCUACGUAACCCGGGUUGGGACCAAAAUUGUCAAAGGCGAUAUCCAACUGCGUCUGAGUUCUCUCGCCUCAGCACGGGGGUCGGCCAACACCCGCCUAUGCCUGUCCAAUGCCCCUGAUGCUCCGGAGCUUGUGCUCGAUCAACUGGUCUCCGUGAGGGACCUGGUCAACCAGAGCUUGGAUAUCGUAGAUAUUAGUACAUGGACUGGCGAUCCACUCAACGCUGGCUUUAUCUUUAGCCAAUUACAUCUCCUGCGUGAGACCAUCACCGAGGCACGGCAGAUGUUAAAGGGUGAGAGUGACAAAGUCAAACAGAAAUGGUGGGAGGCAAGUGCGGGAGAGAAUAUGUUCGACCCUGCUCUACCACCAUGUCUAUCUUUUCAUCUCACCAUUGCCGAUUCUGCAUUGGUCUUACACUUGCGGACCCUCGAGUCUAGCACUCCAACCCAUACGCCUACAGCGUUCGCCAGUGACAUCUCUCUCACCGGCUUCAACAUCAGAGACCGGCUCUUUGGCACCCGCCAUCGGCCUCAUGACGAAGCUGGCGACGUGUUCACCUGGAAAGGAGACGAAGUGAAGGUGAAAGAGAAAGUCCGAGUAGAAAGCCAGGACCCGAGCCUGAUGGCAGUUAUGGCCAAGUUGACUGCCCUGGAGCACGAGAUUCAGAAAUGGAUUUCAGCCUUAAAGGUCCUGAUGGGAAACGAAGACACCGACAGUGACUCCUAGCUACUCAGCCGUGUAGAAAGCUCAGCCAUUUAACUGGCAUUGUUUCCACCCUUGUACUUUGUAUAUUAAUCGUCCAAGAUACCUUAGUGAAGUUAC
Messenger RNA from Aspergillus saccharolyticus JOP 1030-1, 1384 nucleotides. RefSeq lists its product as uncharacterized. Gene Ontology annotation, cellular component: RAVE complex. The record is from RefSeq and is a predicted model, not a curated record. The transcript has 4 exons. Lineage: Eukaryota; Fungi; Ascomycota; Eurotiomycetes; Eurotiales; Aspergillaceae. Bases 350 to 1288 code for a protein of 312 amino acids.